UCUCUCAGGGAUGAGUUUCUAUAACUUCCAUUGCGGCCUCGCCAUUUUUUGUAUUCGCUAAGGAAACAUGCUUGUCUGAUGUUGGUGGAUGGCUUGAAUUUUCCGGCAAGCUUGGAUUCUUCGUCGCCGGUGGCGAGGAUGACCGGCUCCCCGCUUUUGAGGGUUAUAAAGUGGCGAAAAUGAGCAUGAGUGAGAGCGAUGCCGAGGAAGAAUCGACACAAGAAGUUCAAGUCCCGGCUGAUAUUGAUUGGCAUAUGCUUGAUAAAUCGAAGUUUUUCUUCCUUGGUGCUGCCCUUUUCUCAGGGGUUUCAGCAACUCUGUACCCGAUUGUUGUAUUGAAAACGAGGCAGCAAGUAGCUGAAUCCCGAGUUUCUUGUAUCCAAACUGCACUUUCACUUAUUAGGAAUGAGGGUUUUCGAGCAUUGUACAGAGGUUUUGGUACUUCCUUGAUGGGUACAAUUCCAGCUCGAGCACUAUAUAUGGCUGCCCUGGAGAUUACAAAGAGUAAUGUAGGCACUGUCACGGUUAGGUUAGGGCUUGCCGAACCAACUGCGGCUACUAUCGCCAAUGCUGCUGCAGGUUUGAGUGCUGCCAUGGCAGCUCAACUCGUGUGGACCCCCGUUGAUGUUGUGAGCCAAAGGUUGAUGGUUCAAGGUGGUUGUAAUUCAAAUAAUCCAAAGGCUUCGGCACAUCUAUAUGUCAACGGGAUUGAUGCAUUCAAGAAAAUUCUGAUCACAGAUGGUCCCAGAGGUUUGUAUAGGGGGUUUGGGAUAUCCAUUUUGACAUAUGCACCCUCAAAUGCAGUUUGGUGGGCUUCAUACUCUGUUGCGCAAAGGCUGAUUUGGAGUGGAGUUGGUUACUACUGGGGCAAGAAAGAUGAUAAGAACAGCGAUUCUGUGGAUGAUGUAUUAAGGCCAGAUUCGAAAACUGUAAUGGCAGUUCAGGGAGUCAGUGCAGCAAUGGCUGGUGGCAUGUCUGCCCUCAUUACAAUGCCACUAGACACGAUCAAGACAAGACUUCAAGUCUUGGAUGGUGAUGAGAAUGGCCGUCGAGGACCAACAGCUAUGCAGACUGUGAGGAAAUUGAUUAAGGAAGGUGGUUGGAUGGCCUGCUACAGAGGGUUGGGACCUCGAUGGGCUUCAAUGUCAAUGUCUGCAACAACAAUGAUCACCACAUAUGAGUUUUUAAAACGGCUUUCAACAAAGAAUCAAGAAGUUCUGACAAGGUAGAAGAUUUACAACAAAAGAGAAAACAGAGAGAAAAGAGGUUUUUCCCCCUCUCUUCUGUGUCUAACUCUUCUUACUCUCCUCUUAUCUCAUCUUUCCCUCACUUUUUUGCCUUUUCACCUUUACCUAGCCAGCAUGACUGCUUGGUCAAUGUAGGUUAUUGCUGGUACCUUCAUAUAUAUGUGUGUGUGUGAUGGAAAUAAAUAUUUUCUUCCAAUGCACCUGUGUUUUUUGAGUCUCGGUUGAAGCUAUGCAAAUGCUUAGCUGUGGUGUCAAAGUUGGACGGUUCGGUGUCAAGCCAUAGAUGACUACUGUUGGGAAAAUCUAAUCAUGCGACUGUAGGGAAACCUUUGUUUAAUUUCUGGAUAUUGAUAUCAAAGAGUUCUUUACAGUUGAAUUGAAGCAUAAUUACCCAGGGUUUGAAAAA
Messenger RNA from Neltuma alba, 1653 nucleotides. RefSeq names its product solute carrier family 25 member 44-like. Lineage: Eukaryota; Viridiplantae; Streptophyta; Magnoliopsida; Fabales; Fabaceae. Gene Ontology annotation, biological process: transmembrane transport. The coding region runs from base 180 to 1229 and encodes 349 amino acids. The transcript has 2 exons. The record is from RefSeq and is a predicted model, not a curated record.